Molecule: messenger RNA, 1025 nt
Organism: Dendronephthya gigantea
Lineage: Eukaryota; Metazoa; Cnidaria; Anthozoa; Malacalcyonacea; Nephtheidae
Exons: 3
Coding region: 323-643 (106 amino acids)
Source: RefSeq, a predicted model, not a curated record
GCCUUCCAGCAAACCUUAAGCAUAAGCAAGGUAGUUCAAGGUAGUUUAAUAACGAGAGCGAAUUCGUGAGGGCAUUCACAUAAUAUUUAAAUUGCUAUCUUGAAUUAAACGUUAUCGUAAAAUGCAAAUCAUUUACGGUUGGUUUGCUAUGCAGAUGCUGUUCGAAUACCAGGCGUGGUGUGAAACAAUUUAAUCUCCAGCGAAGCGUGUAACAGGUCAUUAAUAUCAGCGUAGGAAAAAAUUGUAUUCAGUUGACUGAUCGGCCGAAAUUCGCCUCAAAAUGGUCUGAAAAUUGCCAAGAACUUGCCAUUUGGACUUCGCUAUGGACUCGAAAUACACUCCUGAUCGAAAAUAUCCCGCAACGUCGCGAAAUUUCGAAGGAAAGCGCUCCGAAGUGGAUGGGAAACUUUCUCCGAGCAAUCGAGCACUUGAACAGGAUAAUAAUAAUAUAGACGGCGGACAGGAGAAACAGAAGAUGAAAGAUGGAAAUAAUUCCAAGCCAAGUUUAGACUUACCCAAAUGGUACAAUCCUUCGGCGAAUGGCGAAGACAAUAAGGACUUGAUGUGCGUCGUGCGACAAUUCUGCCUUGAUAAACCUGUAACCAUAGGACCGAUGACGUAUUGCCACGUGAAACUAUGCUAGCUUUUGGUAGAUGUUUCCGUUGUACAGUUUUAUAUCAAUUUUAGCGAGUGGGACUUGUGUUCUCAUUUGUGUAGUGAAUGAGAUUUGUAGUGAUUUAGUAGCUCUUAAUAAGUAGCUCUUAGCGUUAGUAACUCUUAAUAAGCUCUUAGUGAUUUAGUAGGUCUUUCAAACACUGAGCUCGGUCUGGAGUAAUACUGUCUCUGAAAGAGCAUAAAGGUCUUUUUAGCCAUGAGAUGGUUCUGUUUCACGCAUGCUCUCUUUUGAGCGAUUGCAAUUGGUGUCGUACAAUAUGAUUCUUUUAAGGUAGUACCAGCGAAUGUGUAUUCUUGAAUGUCGCCUUAAAGUAUAAGAAAUAAAGCAAUUUUGUAUGUUUUUCAAAAAA